AUCUCUCUUCCUUUCUCUCUUGCUGUUCUCUUCGUCUCCCCCCUCUUCUCCCAAUACCCUCUUUGGCUCCUUCUCACCCUCUCUCAUGGCGAAGCCUCGGCCGGCGAAGCGAACCCUAGACUCCUAUACGAUCAAGGGUUCCAACAAAAUCAUCAAACCGGGGGACUGCGUGCUGAUGCGGCCGCCGGACUCAUCGAAGCUGCCUUACGUGGCGAGAGUAGAGAGCAUCGAGGCGGGCGCGCGGGGGUCCAACGUGAAGGUGAGGGUGCGGUGGUAUUACCGGCCGGAGGAGUCGAUUGGGGGGCGGCGCCAGUUCCACGGGGCAAAGGAGGUGUUCCUCUCCGACCACUACGACAUCCAGAGCGCCGACACCAUCGAGGGCAAGUGCUUCGUUCACAGCUUCAAGAACUAUACCAAGCUCGACGCUGUCGGCAGCGACGAUUACUUUUGCCGGUUCGAGUAUAAGUCCGCGACUGGUAGUUUUAUUCCCGACAGAAUCGCUGUUUUUUGCAAGUGCGAGAUGCCUUACAACCCUGAUGAUCUUAUGAUCCAGUGUGAGGGCUGCUCUGACUGCAAGAUGGAGGGAAACGAAAGGAAGGACUCAUCAUAUAGAGUGGGUGAUAUCGAACCCUUGUUCUGACAUUGAUGAAUGCUGAGUUACAGAGAUGUUAAAAGCUACAUAAACAUGGCUUAUUGGGAUUCUAAAACUUUAUUUAGCAACCUGCUUGCUCAUGCUGCCAAGCUGGAUUAAAGGAUGCCAUUGUGUAGGGAUGGUCUCUUUUGGUGUUGAGCCAAAGCCUGAACCCAAGGCUUCAGAUGAUUGACUUCAAUCCCACCCAAUAAAUCCAGAUAAGCCCGAGUCAUCCUUACUCCUCUUUUUUUCAAAAGAAUUCAACCAUAAUUGAUCCAAAGUUUGUAAAUUCAACUCUGGGCAGCACUGUUGAUCGAACCAUACUUACAAAGAUGGAUGCAUUUUAUCUAGAAUUUUCCCACAUGCGCAUUAUUAUUCUUGUACUGUCAUAUGAUAUGUAUGAUAAGAGGUGGAAAUAUAUGAUAUUUUUGAAUAUUGUUACCUUGGAUCACACUUACCCCAAACUUCCUUGUCAGCACCCUCUGACAACUAAAAAAUUUAAAUUUACCCUUCUGACUGGGUCAUGAUUUCGGACAUGAAAGUUGACAUGACACCACCCUUUACACUUGUAGUGCCUUCUUGAUAUUGAGGUACCCAUUUUUUCCUGCCGUUAUUUAUUUGGUUUCUGUGCAAUUGGAACUGCUAACAUUUCUGGAAAAUACUUGUGUUAGUCCCAGAUAAAGAGAAUUAGAGCGAUCAGCUUUGGUAAUAUGCAAGAAGUUACACCCAAAAAGACAAAGGAUUCUAAUCUUUGUGCAAUUUGUGCACUUCUGUUACUUUUUGCUUAAAUGGUUAGAGUCUUUGUCCAUUUCCCACAGGGCCUGACAUCUUAACUGUUUGAGAGGCGUCGAUUGUUCAUCUGACUGCUUUAAGAUGGGACUUUUGAAGCUAGAGAAUUGAUGCCAUAUCUAGUCACUAUUUGGUAAAAUAAGAUAAUUAUCAAAGUGUAUUUUACUAUUUUUGGUUGUGUCAUGGUUCACUGGUCCAGAAACUAAUUACCAUGAACUCUGCUGGGUGCGUUGGUCAUUACUUAUGCCAAAUUCCUCAAUGAAUAGGAAAUUAUCCGUGUGGUUGGCAUUGUAUUGUGAUUUGUAAAAAUUUAAUUUUCUUAAGAUAAUCACUGUAGAAUCAAAUCUUUACUUCAUCAAAGUAGAGUGGCCUAAAUUAGUGUUAUAUCACUGAAAGGGGCUGAGUGAACUGUGGUUGUAUUUCUUGGAUGAUACCCUUUAUGCACGGUAAGGCACACCACUUAUCUUGCAAGGUGAGUGUAUGAUUGCCUUUCCCGUUGGGGAAAUUGAUUGGGCCUUGCUAAAGCAACUUUAUUAAGUGUAUGGGCAGUUAUGGAAGUGUUGAUAGGACUCUGGUAUCACUUUAUAAACAAGCUUUAUGGUAGCAUAAUUGUGUAAGAGCUAUAAACUGGUGGUCUAAUAUCUUCACAUGUGCUUCCGUAUAGGAUCAUGCAUUGCUAUUUUCUCUGGAAAUUUGGUUUUAGAAUUAGCAAUUAAUGGAUGGUGCCUAUGGUCUGACCGACUGACCCUGCAUCUAAGGUUCUUGGUUUGGUUUGAACCGACCUGUAUGGUUUCUCUUGAGUACAAGAACCAUUCAUGGCCUGAUGCUGAAUUGUAAUUGACUGCUUUGUGAUUGCAUGAACAUGGCAAGGACACCUGAAAUUUAUCUUCCAAUUGCGAAGAUCUGAGAAUGAGCCAAUCUUCAUAAUAGGUUCAUAGACAUUAUGAAGUGCAAGAUCUUUACGUUUUUGUAUUGUAAAACUCAGCGAGCAAGUGUUAAAAAAGAUGAGAUAAUUUAAUGAAUUUAUCAUUCUCGGUGAUAUCCUUACUGACGCAUGCAUUCACAUGCACGUGUAUGUUUUUAUGUUUGUUUGUAUUGUAGAUGAUAGACGACUCUUUAUAUGAUGACAUACUUUAAAAUUUUAUGCAAUGCAUGAACAGUUGCUAAUCAACUUGUUCAGUUAUGCUGAUGUCUUUACAUUGCAAAAAUAAUGCUUAUAAAGGUCUGCAGAUAAAUUUGUCAUUCAUCAAUUGAAACAUGUCCCAUGUACAGAUGCUUUGAUAUAUGUGGAUACACCCCCAUUCCUAUGUACAUACUCAUUUUGUUAGACAAAUAUGUGCACAUCUACAUAAAUUCAUUUGAAUCACAUGCUAAUUUUCUUUUGUUUCAUCCAUAUUACGACCCUUGUAUUGAAUGUUGAAAAUUUUCAGGACUCUGAAAACAAAAAAUGAGGCCAUUGGUUUAAUGCUGACAAUUUGGGUACUUGAUUUGUGUCAUGAUUAAAAUAUCUUGCUCCAAGGUUUGCAGUCUAGGACCAACCAGUAUGGGGGCAUACCAUACCAUACCAGUAGGGUAGCAAGACUAGGUACGCCCUCUGUAUCGAGUAUUGGUGUUGAGGUAUGUACCAUACCAACACUUGGUGUGGGGUGUAUUGGUUGGGUACUGGUCGGGGUCUGUUAUUGAGAUUGCAAACCUUAUCCUGCUCUAGUAAAAAUCUCUUUUGCAUGGAUGCCUUAUGUUAUCUAGGGAAAUUUAAUAUCUUUUUCUUUAAUAGAAUGUGCAUAAAUUCUUUCAUGUUAGAUCUAUUCAUUCCUUGUGUAUAACAUAUUUUAUAUGCUUCAUAUGAUUUAUAUGCAGAGCAAGACCUUUUUUUUCCUUUUCUGUUUCCUUUUUUUAGUUGCUGCCAUCAUAAUUAUAACUGUCUUGUUGAUUGAUAACAUAUUAAAUGUUAGAACUUCAAAAACUUGCUGAAUUUUG
Molecule: messenger RNA, 3397 nt
Organism: Phoenix dactylifera (date palm)
Lineage: Eukaryota; Viridiplantae; Streptophyta; Magnoliopsida; Arecales; Arecaceae
Source: RefSeq, a predicted model, not a curated record